Messenger RNA from Sitodiplosis mosellana (orange wheat blossom midge), 2469 nucleotides. Its product is annotated as zinc finger protein 600-like. The transcript has 3 exons. The record is from RefSeq and is a predicted model, not a curated record. Gene Ontology annotation, molecular function: RNA polymerase II cis-regulatory region sequence-specific DNA binding; DNA-binding transcription factor activity. Gene Ontology annotation, biological process: regulation of transcription by RNA polymerase II. Lineage: Eukaryota; Metazoa; Arthropoda; Insecta; Diptera; Cecidomyiidae. The coding region runs from base 1 to 1911 and encodes 636 amino acids.
AUGAAACAGCAGAAAAUGAACCCAUUCAAAGGUGGUUCUGGUGGACGCAGGAAGCGCAAGCCAAAAUCGGCAAAGGUCGAAGUCAAGCACGAGUCUGGUAUUAAGGAAGAGCCUAACGACAGUGAAGAUGUCAUGAAAAUACCAAGGCCGAGAGUUGAUGGACGAUAUCGUGCGAAUUAUGAAGGACCGAUGGACUUUGACUAUGACUUCGAUGAAGUAAAGAAUGAUAUCAAGUGUGAAGAAGAAGAGACGGGCAACGAAAAGGACACGACACCAUGUGACCGACCAAAUGAGGGCACCGCCAAUGACAAUGGGGAGAACGAAGAGCCUAUGGGUGACGCAAUCGAAGUUCAACCACCGCAACCAGUCGACAGCGGGCAGAAGCGGAAUGGAAGCUCCAAACAACGAAAUAAUCAAACGAUUCCCAGAAAUCAAGCGGCCAAAAAGCAAAAGAAGCACAAAUGUCAUGUGUGCAAUCAUUUGGCAAAUAGAAAGUUUGACCUUAAAGUACACUUGCGAAUUCACACUGGAGAAAAGCCGUAUCAGUGUGAUGAAAUGAACCCAUUCAAAGGUGUCUCUGGUGGACGCAGAAAGCGCAAAUCAAAGUGCUCAAAUGUUGAAAUCAAGCAAGAGCCGACGAUUAAGGAAGAACUCAAUGACAGCAACGAGGUCAUGAACAUACCACGGCCGAGAGUUGAUGGAAGAUAUCGUGCGAAUUACGAGGGACCGGCCGACUUUGGCUAUGACUUCGAUGAGGUAAAGGAUGAAGUCAAAUGUGAAGAAGAAGAGAUGAGCAAAGACAAAGUCUCGACACCAUGUGAACGAUCAAAUGACGGAGCUGCCAACGAUGAUGGCAACGAAGAGCCUAUGGAUGACACAAUCGAUGUUCAACCACCGCAACCAGUCGGCAGUGGAAAGAAACGGAAUGGAAGCCCCAAACGACGAAACAAACGAAUGAUUCCCAGAAAACAAGUGGCCAAAAAGCAGAAGAAGCACAAAUGUCAUGUGUGCAACCAUUUGGAAAAUUGUAAGUCUCACCUCUUAAGACACUUGCGAAUUCACACUAGAGAAAAGCCGUUUCAGUGUGAUGUUUGUUUGAAGUCCUUAGCACGAAAAAGUGAUUUGAACCGUCAUAAGGAAACGCAUGGCCGAUUCCGCUGUUCAAAAUGUAAACAAGGAUUUGAACUAGAAUCAGCCAAGAUCGAUCAUGAAAAACUAUGUAACCCCCUUCAACUCGAAUGCGAUAUUUGCGGACAUCACACUGUGGUGAAAUCUAGUUUAGCAAUACAUAUGCGGAUUCAUUCAGGGGAAAAGCCGUUCGAGUGCUCAAUUUGUUUCAAGUCAUUUACAAGCAACGCUAAUCACCGAAUUCAUUCAAUGACUCACAAAGAUGAACUACCGAACGCCUGUUCUAAAUGUGGCCGACGAUUCGCCACACCAGACGAUAAGCAAUCACACGAAACGCGCUGCCAACGAAGUCUUUUCGCAUGUAAUCAGUGUCAUUACAAAACUGUUCGCAAGCAACAUUUAAAGCUGCACAUGCAAUCAAGACACGGAGCCAAAAGAUCGAUCGGAUGUGACAUUUGCAGCAAACAAUUCGUCAAACGAAGUGAUUUAAAUCGGCAUUUGUACACGGCACACAGUGACCAAUUCCCAUUCCAAUGCUCCAAGUGCUUUGGAGGAUACGCUACUGAAGAUACAAAAGAGGUCCAUCAAGAUUGCUGUGGCUACCGUCAGUAUCAAUGCCAUUUGUGUGAAGAAUAUCGUCGAAACAUCAUUCCUUUGAAGGCACACAUGCGAAAAGAUCACACCGGGGAGCGGAUUCAAUGCAAAGUGUGUGCAGCGAGCUUUACCCAGAAAAGUCAUGCCAAUCGACACAUGAAAACUGUUCACCGUUUGCAGAAGAAAUAAAUCAUGCAUCGCAUGUGUACAACAAGAAGUUGAGCUGGAAAUCGAUCUUUCAUUCGAUGCCGUCGAAUCGAGGGGGAAAUCACUUAAGAGUAAUUUAAAUGUCACAAGUAAUUAUGAUAAUAGAAAAGUAAUUUUUCCCAAAAAAAAGUAAUUGAGGUAGAUGCCAUCAAUAGUUUGGCUAUGUCUGUUCGGCAUAAAUCACAUACCCGAAGUAUUCUUGGAUACAUAAUCGUGAAAAACAAAAAUUAGUCGUUUUAUAAAAUAAAAAUGAAGAUGAAAAAGAUAGUUUGGUGUGGGCUCGAUUACGUUUUUUUCCAAAAUGCCGCAUUUGACUAAAAUGAAAUUUGUAUAGGACCUAGAAAUAAAACUUACUUCAAGCUCAAUUUUAUAUCUUUUGGUAUUUCAAAACCAAUGUCGUUUUCAAGAACGAACCAGAAAUUGUUUUCCAUUUCAAAUUCUAUUUUUCGAUAUGAGUGUAGUUUGUUUGUUGGCUUGACAAUGUCAAACUUUGACAUAAACGUCUAAUUACUUUCGUAAUUGACUAAAGUAAUAGCGUGC